Messenger RNA from Morus notabilis, 1294 nucleotides. RefSeq names its product mitogen-activated protein kinase kinase kinase 17. Gene Ontology annotation, biological process: protein phosphorylation. The transcript has a single exon. Lineage: Eukaryota; Viridiplantae; Streptophyta; Magnoliopsida; Rosales; Moraceae. Bases 89 to 1174 code for a protein of 361 amino acids. The record is from RefSeq and is a predicted model, not a curated record. Gene Ontology annotation, molecular function: protein kinase activity; ATP binding.
UAAAAGCCCUUUGACGCAGGGCUGCUCUGCUUUUCAUCACACACAGCAAACCAAACCAAAACAAACUUUCUUCUUUCUCUCCAUACUAAUGGAGUGGAUUCGCGGAGAAGAAAUCGGCCAUGGAAGCUUCGCCACAAUCAGCAAAGCAACACCCACAAAAUCAUCUUCUCAAUUCCCUCCACUAAUGGCUGUCAAAUCCUCCGAAGCUUGUUGUUCAGCUUCGUUGAAGAACGAGAAGCGAGUGCUUGAUACGAUCGGACUUUGCCCGCAAAUCAUUCGAUGUUUCGGCGAAGAACAGAGCGUCGAAAAAGGCGAGGAGUUCCACAAUCUUUUAAUGGAGUACGCCUCGGGAGGAAGCUUGGCAGACAGAGUCAAGAGCCAGGGCGGUCGUUUGUCGGAAUUGGAAAUUCGCCGCCACACGAAAUCGAUACUAAAAGGGCUUUCAUUCAUUCACUCGAAAGGGUUCGUCCACUGCGAUAUUAAGCUUCAGAACAUCCUUGUUUUCCACGACGGAGCCGCCAAGAUCGCCGACUUCGGGCUCGCGAAAGAGACGGCGACGAAACGCAACAAGUGUGAGAUAAGAGGAACUCCUCUGUACAUGUCGCCGGAGUCGGUAAACGACAACGUUUAUGAAUCGCCGUGCGACGUUUGGGCUCUCGGGUGCGCGAUGGCGGAGAUGGCGACGGGGAAGCCGGUGUGGGACCACAAGGCGGGGGCGAGUGUUUGGCCGUUGUUGAUCAGAAUCGGCGGAGAAGAAGAGCCCCCAAUUCCAUCGGAGUUUUCCGAGGAAGGGAAGGAUUUUCUCAGAAAGUGUUUCGUUAAAGAUCCGGCGAAGAGAUGGACGGCUGAGAUGCUUCUAAACCACGCGUUUGUUGUUUCUGAGUAUGAUGAAGAUUUUGAUGAGACUGUUCUAUCAAAGGAAUCCAAUUCUCCAUCACCUUCUCCAAGAUGUCCUUUCGAUUUCCCCGAAUGGGUUUCGGCUUCGGAGCCGGAGUUUUCGCCGGCAUUCGAAUACGUUUUCUCAUCGACAACUCGUUUCCCUUCAUCGGACGAUGGAAUUCGGAAUCUGGUGACCGACGAGGCAUUGAAUUGGUCGUUUUCCGAUAGUUGGGUCACAGUGAGGGAUUACAACAUCCUGCUGAUUUUUAUAUUUUUUUUUCUUUGUAAAUAUUAGUACUAGGACAGACAGAUUUUUUUCUUCUGUUAGUCUGAUCUGAAUCAAGUUUAUUGAUGAUAUUUCUUUGUACAUAACAUUUUUGAUCGAGGUAUAAUAUUAUCUGAGGUAUUUUUUCCA